Molecule: messenger RNA, 5959 nt
Organism: Athene cunicularia (burrowing owl)
Lineage: Eukaryota; Metazoa; Chordata; Aves; Strigiformes; Strigidae
Gene: RNF216
Product: ring finger protein 216
Exons: 17
Coding region: 305-3091 (928 amino acids)
Molecular function (GO): zinc ion binding
Source: RefSeq, a predicted model, not a curated record
GACCUUUUAAAAAGGACAGGGUUCUCAGUGACCCGGCUACGGAGCUGCCGCUCCAGCACCUGUCUGCAAUGAUGCAAACAGUGCUUUCAUGGCAUCCUGGCAAAUAAAGUAAAAUUUACUUCUUGUUUAGAAAGCAGAAGCUGAAGAACCUGGUGGAAACACACCCAAAAAUGUUGGUUUUGAAGCAUUUUUAAGGCAUCUGUAUGCCUAUGAUAGACUUGGAGGUGCUUACUGGAAAUAGGUUCCUCAUGUGAGCCUGAAUGCCAUGCCUGGACAUUGACACUUUCGGAGACAGCUGUUUAAAAUGGCAGAGAGAGGUGGAAAGGAAGAAGUAAUUAACUUGAAUAGCUUCCGCAGUCACAGAGGGAAAGACUGGAUAAACCGCAGGGAUGAAGGUCUUAUCACAAUAUCAGAUUCAUCGGAUGAAGAAUUACCUUUGUUUCAGGAAAUGCCAGCAGAACAGCAGCGUGAGGAGGAUGACGAUGAUGUAGUCAUCUUGGCAGAGACCCCAAAGCAUCAGCAGCUUCUGCGUCCUAAUGUCAUCAGACCUGCUGCUCUGUGGCAGGGUGCAAACACUGUGGGAGAAGGAGGAUCUAGAAGUGCUGUUGAGCCCUUGAGGAGCAUAUACCAGCAAGAUGAGGUCUCAACUCUGCUGUGCCAGGGAGACCAGUAUAAUCACACAGUAGAGAGCAGUGCUGGACCAAGCAAGGAUGAGAAUAUGAACUUUGCCUUGCAGCAGCCUGGACCUUCUGAGCUUAAUGGCCCCAGGUUUGAAUCUACAAGUAACCAGGAGCCUGGCCCAAGUUUGCUUCCAUCAAAAAAGACAAGUCCACCACCUGUUGUUAACAGAAAAAUCAUUAGUCUGGAGAACACAGAUCUUCCACCACAACAGGAAGAAAAGGUAGAAGCCCAGGGACAGCAAGAAGAGGAUUUGGAGCCAGAACAAAACCUUGGAGGAACACCUGCUGCAGCUACCACAGACGGGGAGAUUCACGAGAACAACCAGCUGGAUCACCCCCACUUCCAGCCGUUGGAAGGCGAGCCCCAUGCUGUGGCAAAUGGUUGUGCUCCUCAGCAAGGGCAGCCUGAAGCAGAGCCAGGAUCUUUGAGGGCAUAUGGAGAGGAGGCUCCUGGGCCAGCCUUCCCCCGUCCUGAACCACAGCAGGAUGGGAUUCCAGGGCCUGCUUCGCCCCAGCCAGCACAUCCACCAGAAGAAACGGGUCAGCAGGCAGCGAUUGACAAUGAACAGCCAGGCCCAGCAUUCCCCACACAGGGUUCUCAUGAAUUUGGCACUAGUAAUGUGCCAGAACAGGAUGCUGCUGGACAGGCCCUAGACCUCACUGCGCUGCUCAUCAGAGAGACAGAAGCAAGAUUCCCAGAUGUGAAGAAGGAAUAUAUUGAAGAGCUAAUCAGCAUCAAGGACUGCUAUGACUUAAAUGUACUUUGUAACUUUCUUCUGGAAAAUCCAGAUUACCCAAAGAAGGAAGGCAGAAUGGUUUUAAAUCCCAACAGCAGCCUGCUUGCCAGCCAAGAUGAGACAAAGGUGCCUAAAGUGGACUACUUUGACUUUUCCAAACUUGCCCCACUUGAUCAGCGAUGCUUUAUUCAGGCAGCUGACCUCCUUAUGGCAGACUUCAAAAUGCUGAGCAGCCAAGACAUUAAGUGGGCACUACAUGAACUCAAGGGACACUAUGCAAUCACACGAAAGGCCUUUUCAGAUGCUAUCAAAAAAUGGCAGGAGCUGUCUCCUGAAACCAGUGGAAAACGAAAAAGGAGGAAAGAAAUGAAUCAGUAUUCAUAUAUAGACUUCAAAUUUGAGCAAGGGGAUGUGAAAAUUGAGAAGCGCAUGUUCUUCCUGGAGAAUAAGAGACGGCACUGGAGGUCCUAUGACAAGCUCUCCCUUCUCCCACCGGUGCUACUGGAGCAGGAAUUCUAUGAGCAGAAAGUUAAAGAGAUGGCAGAGCAUGCAGACUUUCUCCUUGCUCUGCAGAUGAAUGAGGAGCAGUAUCAGAAGGAUGGUCAGAUGAUAGAGUGCCGCUGUUGUUAUGGGGAGUUUGCAUUUGAAGAGCUAACUCAGUGUGCAGAUGGUCACUUGUUUUGCAAGGAGUGCCUAAUUAAAUAUGCUCAGGAGGCAGUCUUUGGCUCUGGGAAGUCAGAGCUCAGCUGCAUGGAAGGCAGUUGCACAUGUUCAUUCCCCACCAGCGAGCUGGAGAAAGUGCUUCCAGAGAACAUCCUCUGUAAAUACUAUGAGCGGAAAGCUGAGGAGGAGGUGGCUGCUGCCUGUGCGGAUGAGCUUGUCAGGUGUCCAUUCUGUAACUUCCCAGCUCUACUGGACAAUGAUGUGAAGCGGUUCAGCUGUCCUAAUCCCCGCUGCAGAAAGGAAACAUGUCGGAAAUGCCAGGGGCUGUGGAAGGAGCACAUGAACCUCACCUGCGAGCAGCUGGCUGAGAAGGAUGACAUCAAAUACAGGACAUCCAUAGAAGAGAAAAUGACAGCUGCCCGAAUUAGAAAAUGCCACAAGUGUGGGACUGGCCUAAUUAAAUCGGAGGGUUGCAACCGCAUGUCCUGCCGUUGUGGUGCUCAGAUGUGCUACCUCUGCCGGGCUGCCAUUAACGGGUACGACCACUUCUGCCAACACCCCCGCUCGCCCGGGGCUCCCUGCCAGGACUGUGCAAAGUGCUCUCUCUGGACAGAUCCCACAGAAGAUGACGAGAAGAUAAUCCAGGAGAUUCAGAAAGAGGCUGAAGAGGAGCAAAGGAAGAAAAAUGGAGAGAACAGCUUCAAGCGGAUUGGUCCUCCUGCAGAAAAGCCCAUGGAGAAAAUCCAGAGAAUUGAAGUCAUCCCCAGACCCGUUCCUCAGAACCUCCAUCAACCCCGGAUGCCCCCUUACCCCUUCGUUCACCCUCCCUUCCCGCUCCCUCCUGUCCGUCCCAUGUACAAUAACAUCCCCCUCAACAUUGGCCCCAUCCCUGCGCCCUACGUCCCCCCGUUACCUAACAUGAGGGUGAACUAUGACUUUCCCCAGAUCAACGUCCAGCUGGAGCACAACUUGCCUAUGCACUUUGGCCCUCAGCCUCGACACCGGUUCUGACCUGGUUCAAAUGGCACUUGGUGUAGAGUCAGUGCAGGGCAAAGCCACCCCAGUAACAUCACCCCCCUUCCUCCUCCAGCUCCUCUCAGUGUAACCAGCUGGAAGGGAACCUGCUCUGAUUCAUGUGUACCUGCACCACAGCCCUCUCUAGAGCUUCUCUGAAACUUUGCAAUCAAACAUUUCAGUCUGUGUGGCAACAGGACUUGGUGCUGCAUUUUCAAGGGGUUUCUCCCUGUGUUGGGCAUCCAGAUAUUUUGAUUUGACAAAGCCUACUCAGGCAGCUGUUGAGAGGGAAAGUGAGACUUGACAGCAGAGAUACAGCCUUUCCUCGGGGACUUUCCAAAAAUCGAACUUUUCUGCUGUCCAGAGCAGCUGCUGCACAGUCAAGUGAAUCUUGGGGGAAGGGGGGAGAGAUCUGGCAUCUGAAUUAAGACCUUCAGGAACAAGAUAACAGGAGUUGGCUGCCCUGGCCUUCUGCCUGCAGAGAGGCACAAGGCUGGACUUCCCAUGUUCUCCAGCAUCCCUGUAGCCUGCUGCACCUCCCAGCAGAAAUAAAUUGUUCAAAACCAAGUCAGUCUACUGUUCAUCGCAUUUCUCGCUCUGCGAGUGAGGGGAUGCAGCAGCUGUCUUGUUGCUGAGGUCUCGGUGGGAAGCUCAGAGCCAUGUUGUGUCUCAGGGCUUUAGCAAGUAGCAGAAGACUCAGGCACCCUAAUCUUUGGCUGAACUGAACUUGUCCCCUUUGAAGGGCUCAAGUUGUUGUUUUUUUCCCCACAGAGUUGGGUGCCUUUUGGCUUCCAAAACAUGGCCUUUGCUUCGCUGUUCACAUCUGGCAUCCCAAAUCUCCCCCUGGUUCUGGCAGCAGUCUUCAAACAGCUGGUAGAAGCGCCCAGUGCCUAAGCUGUGCCCCUCAUUGCAAAAAGGGCUUGGGCGAAUACCCAGUUAGAUGCAUAGACAGUGGUGUGUGAUGUGUGCUGUGGCAGAGAAAUUAGGAACUACCCCUGUGGUCAUGCCUGCAGGUGAUGGUGACGGGGGAGCCCCCUUAGCCAAACCCCCUGCAACCCAGCGGGCCACUGAAGCUGCCUGCUGCAGGAAGCUGGCUGCUUCCACGGUGCUUCAUAACUUCUGAAAAUGUCUGUUUCAGCUCAAUUGGCUUCAGAAAAGCAUGUUAAAAGGCAAACACGAGUAUUGCUGGGCCGAGGAAGUGAGGGUUUAGGAAAAGCAAAACUUCCUUGUAAGAAGCAGAGGGUGUAGUUGCUGGGCUGCUGGAGGAGUGCUGGCACAAAGCCCUUUCCCCACAGCCCUUGGCUGUACUGUCUGUGUACAGGCCCCCUUUAGAAAAGAAAAUGGAGUGGGGAAAAAAAAACCUUCCAGAGAUGCUGGGCUAACUUUUAGGAGCCCAGUUGUUCCCUGAGUGGUUUGGUCUGGGCCACAUCCUGCUCCUUCCUGCUGGGAACCCGCUGGGUGCAUUUCCCCUCCUGUUAUUCCCCCUGGAAUUUGAGUGUCUAUGUGUCUUUUGGUUUUAUUUGUUUUUCAGGUAAAAAUCCCUGCCUCCACCUCACAGCUUUUGCCAAGCCCUUGCUUGCAGCUCCCUCUAACUGCCCCCAGCACAGCAUCUCCACGGGCCUGCAGCGCGCGCUGGGCUCUUGGUGGGGCGCUGCUGGAGAGAGGCAGCCUCCACCACGGCCCAGGACAGCGUCUGGAGACUGGGGUCCCCAGGAGGGUCUCCCAGAGGGGACAUCCGUGCUUUUUGGAGCUGAGUCAGCAAUUUCUCCCCUCCUGGGCAUUGCCUGUGGAUUGACCGUAUCCAGCUCCUCAGUGCUGUGCUCUCUAGCAUUAAUAACCAAGUGGUAUUCCCUUGCUGCUACCAUUUGCUUUUUUAAUUUUCAUUUAUUUCUGGAAGUAGCGUGGGGGCUGCAGGAGCUUAUCGCUUGCUACCUGGCUGGGUUUGAGCCGGGUUUAAAUCCUGCCUUGCUCCAGGUUAUUCCUGCAGUAGCCAGGAGCAGUGUCCCAAUGAGUCUGGGAAGGGCUGUGUUCACAGCGUCGGCGGGGGGGCAAGGAAACGGGCCCUGGUCAGCAGAAGCACGUGUGGCUGCUGCUUACAGAAAGAGAAUCCUGGGGUUUUCAUAGACAAGAUCUUGUGGGCUCAAGGGCAGCCUUGGAUGAGCCCUCCAGGCUCUCUAAAGCACGUGCCUUUCUCCGUCAGGGUGGUCGUGGUUGUCCCCCAGCACCUGCCUGUGUGAAGGGGGGGUCGGGCAGCCGGGGCAUAGCUCAGCUGCUGAGCUGGUGCCUCAAACUAUGAAGGAGACACGGUGUGUCGCACAGCGCUACGUGCCUGGGAGCUCUAAUCCCAGCUUUUGGUGCGUGUCUGGAGACGUGCAGGUGCUGAGAACUGAGCUGUGGCAGAGGGAAGUGAGGAGGGGGAUGGAGAAGCGCCGGGCAGAGCUGGCGAGGGGAGGUUGGUGUCUAUGGUCUGUCGUGUUGGGGGUGUGAGUGUCUUCUGCUGCCGUGGUGCAGCGGUCACGGUCCGGGAGGAGCCCGGUAGAGGCAGAGGGAGAGGGGACCGCUGUCUGCAUGUCCUCUGUGAAGCCAUGGGCUUAUUUGUGUCUGAGAGAAAUCGGUGCUUGUGCUGUGGUGGGGAGGAGGUCUGUGAUGGGCUGAGCUCCUUCCUCCACCGAGCCGUGGGGCGAUGCUGAGCUCCCAGCGCUGCUGCUCUCCCUGAAGAAACACCCAUUUCACCAAAAAUUACUCCACAGCCAAGCCUGUAGCUGCUCCUCCCCUCUAACCCAAGAGACCUCGAGUUGUGGUUGCUGAUAGUGUUUGCAUCUGCAUUCAUAUAUUUUAACUGUGUUGAUUUAUUUAAAAAAAAAA